Molecule: messenger RNA, 2987 nt
Organism: Fundulus heteroclitus (mummichog)
Lineage: Eukaryota; Metazoa; Chordata; Actinopteri; Cyprinodontiformes; Fundulidae
Exons: 3
Coding region: 453-2987 (844 amino acids)
Biological process (GO): proteolysis
Molecular function (GO): aspartic-type endopeptidase activity
Source: RefSeq, a predicted model, not a curated record
AGAUUGGUAAUGUACCCCAUAGGGGAUCUGAAAAUGAUUUUUCUUUUCCCUCUCCUCCUUUUCCUCACACUGCUGCCACACAUAGCAACACUGAGAGCACACACACACACACACAUGCAGAUAACGGGCUGCAAGCUUUUGCAGACACAAACACAGCUGCGAGUGUUGCCUCUCUGCCUGAUACAGAGACACACUCGCUGGACAAUGUCAACACGCACACACAUUUGGAAUCCUCUGCUUUUCGCAAUGAAGUACCUGCUUUGAAAUCUUUUGCGGCUGUGUGGAGUCUUGAAAGUGCAGAAAAUGAGUGUGUGGACAGUAACAUUUUGACUGAACCAUCUUUGGAGAAAAGGGUUGAGGAGGUGGUUCCGACUUAUGCUCACUUAAGAUCUGAAGCAUAUAGGGCUUUUCCAACUCUGGAACUGGUGGUUGAUGGACACAGAAUAUCCUUUAUGGUUGAUUCUGGAGCGACAUCAUCAGUAAUCAGAGCAGAGGAGUUUGAAAUUCCUCCACGGCUCAGUGGGAGCCAUGUUUUCUCAUUGUCUGCCUCGGGUCAGGUGACAAAAGAGCAGUUUACAAAACCCCUCACCUGCGUAACUCCGGAGGGGAGUUCUUUCAAACACAGUUUUCUGCUAUCGUCUCUGUGCCCUGUGAAUCUGCUGGGAAGAGAUUUGAUGAUUGAGUUGGGAAUCGUGCUGAUCUCCACACCAGAAGGUGUUCUGGUGAGCACCGGAGAUCGGACAGUGGUCAGUGCUGUGAAAUACAGCCCGCAAAACUUGCUUUAUGCUUACGAGUGGAAAUUUCAGAACUCCCUGUUUAGCGGGCAGCUGAUGGAGGAAGUCAAACAGCUUGUGAAUCCUCUCUCAGAGACUAAGAGCUCCACUGAUCUGAGCUGCACAGCACACACGUCACGGGGCCCAGAUGCAGACUUUGAGGAGGCGUGGUUCAGGGUGUCAUCUGAGAAACUAACCUUUUCCACACUGUAUUGGAGUUCCCAAUACGCUGCGCUUGCGAUCAAUUUGCUACCUCAACAGCUAGCAUUUUUCAGAGAAAAUGGAAUUCCACACAUUCCAUUAACAAAGCCCGUUAAAGGGGAAUGGAGUGAAUUAACAAAUUUUGUCUCACAAUGUCAAACGAUUUGUGAUUGGACUGUGGUACCACAACAUCCUAACAUUCUGUUUUCACAGAGACUAUCUGCUUACAAAAGGCCUUUCACCGGUACUGUUCACUGUCAAAGAACAGUUCAUUUGGUUCCAGAAAAUGAAACAUUCCUUUCUCAUGGUCUGUUUCCAGAAGUUGACGUCACUUCACAUCCUCUGCUGUCCCAGGUUCCUUCUGAACUGUGGGCAAAGAAUAAAUAUGAUGUUGGUCUCAUCAAAGGGUGUGAACCAGUCAUCGUAACCCCUAAAUCAGAUUACAGACCCUGUCAGAAACAGUACCCUCUGAAACAGGAAGCAGUUGAGGGCAUCAGACCUGUUUUCGAAUCCCUUCUAAAAGAAGGGGUGAUCAUUGAAUGUCCAAAUUCACCCGUGAGCUCGCCUUUAUUCCCUGUGAAAAAGGUGAGAGACCAGGGCAAGCCAGUUGAGUGGAGAUUCAUCCUAGAUUUGCAGAGGGUGAAUUCAGCUGUAAUUGGUCGAACGCCCGUACUACCGAACCCUACCACGAUCUUGUCGCAGAUUCCUAUGGAUGCUGCGUUUUUCUCUGUCGUUGACUUGUCCAACGCCUUUUUCAGUGUGCCAGUCCAUAAGGACUCGCAGUACUGGUUUGGUUUCCAAUUCGAAGGGAAACUUUACACUUUCACGCGUUUGGUCCAAGGCUACACAGAGAGCCCGACUAUCUUCAAUGCAGCUCUGAAGGCUAGUCUGGACUCUCUGCAGCUGCGUCCAGGUACAACGCUGGUCCAGUAUGUCGACGACAUUCUUCUCUGUAGUCCCACAAAACAGCAAUGUGAGGAGGACACAGUUGCUCUUUUGAAGCACCUCCAUUCUGAGGGACACAAAGCCUCUCUAUCUAAGCUGCAGUUUGUGCAGCCUCAAGUGACCUUUUUGGGUCACCACAUCUCUUCAGAGGGCAGGACUCUAUCACCUAAGCGUGUGGCUGCAGUUCAAAACAUCCCUAAGCCUGUCACGAAGAAGCAGCUUCUGUCUUUCUUGGGAAUAACAUCUUACUGCAGAAACUUUGUUCCAAACUACUCAGUGCUGGAAGCUCCUCUGAGUGCCAUCAUGCAUGGUAAAGAUCUUCAACCUGCUGAUAAGCUUACUUGGACAUCUGAAGCCGAGUCUGCUUUUUCUCAGCUUAAAUUAGCUUUACAGCAGGCCCCUACCUUGGGUCUUCCGGACCCUAAAAAACCCUUUGUUCAGGCUGUUGAUGAGAAACAUGGAUGCAUGACCUCUGUCCUCAUGCAGGACCAUGGAGGGAAGUUGAGACCAGUAGCCUAUUAUUCUGGGAAACUGGAUCCAGUUGCGGCGGGACUGCCUGGCUGUCUUAGGGCAGUGGCUGCAGCUGAGCGGGCUGUUUUAGCAUCACGUGACAUCGUGGGCUAUUCUGAACUAACAGUGCUUGUGCCUCACAACGUUGCCAUCAUUCUUCUAGAACAAAAGACUUCACAUCUUUCUGCAGCGCGCUGGCUGAGGUACACUUCUAUCUUGCUGGACUUGCCAAACAUCACUGUGAAGAGGUGCAAUGUGUUAAAUCCAGCUACACUUCUUCCCACUCCUGAGGAUGGGGAUCCGCAUAACUGUGUGUCGGUGCUGGAGGAAGUUUGCACACCACGACCUGAUCUUUCUGAUGUUCCAGUGGAGAACCCAGAUUUGCAGUUGUUUGUUGAUGGUUCGUCUUAUGUUGAACAAGGACUCCACCUUGCAGCAUCUCCAUGCCUAAAACCAAUCCAAAGUCCUGAUACAUGCCCAGCAGCAUGUAAAACUGACAUGUCUGGAAAAAUCCUCUGUAUGGGGACUAAGCUCACCCAUAAGCUGAUCUUCCACUAG